This is a messenger RNA of Theobroma cacao (cacao), 2191 nucleotides long. Its product is annotated as O-fucosyltransferase 36-like. Lineage: Eukaryota; Viridiplantae; Streptophyta; Magnoliopsida; Malvales; Malvaceae. The record is from RefSeq and is a predicted model, not a curated record. Gene Ontology annotation, molecular function: peptide-O-fucosyltransferase activity. Gene Ontology annotation, biological process: protein O-linked glycosylation via fucose.
ACUCUUUUUUUUUUCUUCUUUUCAUCAAAACCCCAAAAUGUAAAACAAUCCCCAUUUCCAUUCUAAUCACCAGAAAAAACAGAUUUUCAAAAUCGCAGUUAUCAUCACCGACUCAGCCAUUCACUCACUCACUCACUUCCUCAGUCGCCGGCUCACUCCUAAGCAACGAUGGACCGAGAUUCAUCCGACGAAGACGACGAUCGCCAAACCUUAAUCCACCAAAAUGACACGAAGAACCUCCCGCACCAAAUCCCCGCCAGCCCACGCCCUUCCACUAGCCCAAGAUCAAGUUUCCACAUCGAAGAGCUCGAAUCGCAAAUCCGACGGCGUUUUAAACUCACCUUCAACAAACGUUACCUCUUCGCCAUUUUCCUUCCUCUCCUUAUCAUCCCAAUCUACUUCUCCACCGACAUUCGCUCCCUCUUCUCUUCCAACAUCUCCUCCCUUAAAUUCAAUACGGUGUCCGAUCGAAUCGGGGAAUCACAACUCCAAGCUCUUUAUUUGUUAAACCAACAGCAAAACUCCCUUCUUUCUCUCUGGAAUCACACUUUCGUUAACUCUAACAACAACAUUACAGCCGUCCAAUUUGAUGACAUCAAAGCCUCAUUACUCACUCAGAUCACAUUAAACAAACACAUCCAGCAAAUCCUGUUAUCCCCUCACAAAACCGGGAACUCCCCUCAAAACGGCACUCUUUUAGACCCCAACUUUGCUGGUUACAGUUUCGACCGAUGCAGAAAAGUUGACCAGAAAUUUGCUGAAAGAAAAACAUUCGAAUGGAAACCAAAAUCGAAUAAGUUCUUGUUCGCGAUUUGCUUGUCGGGUCAAAUGAGCAACCAUUUGAUUUGUUUGGAAAAGCACAUGUUUUUUGCGGCGGUUUUGAAUCGGGCGUUGGUAAUUCCGAGUUCGAGAUUCGAUUACCAGUACAAUCGGGUUUUGGACAUUGAGCACAUUAACGGUUGUAUUGGGAAAAAAGCUGUUAUUCCAUUCGAAGAGUUUAUGGAAAUCAAGAAGAAUCACGCUCACAUUGAUAAAUUCAUUUGCUAUUUUUCGAGUCCGCAGCCGUGUUACGUGGACGAAGAGCAUUUGAAGAAGUUGAAGUCGUUGGGGAUUUCGAUGGGGAAACUGGAAACGGCUUGGAAGAAUGAGGAUAUUAAGAAGCCGAGUCAAAAGACGAUUAAGGAUGUGGAGGAGAAGUUUGGUUCGGAUGACGAUGUGAUUGCCAUUGGGGAUGUAUUUUAUGCGGAUGUGGAGAGAGAUUGGGUUUUACAACCGGGUGGUCCGAUUGCUCAUAAGUGUAAGACUUUGAUCGAGCCGAGUAAGCUCAUUUUGUUGACUGCUGAACGGUUUAUUCAGACGUUCUUGGGGAGUAAUUUCAUUGCUCUUCAUUUCCGGCGACAUGGAUUCUUGAAGUUCUGCAAUGCUAAAAAGCCAAGCUGCUUUUAUCCUAUUCCUCAAGCUGCGGAUUGCAUCACUCGAAUGGUUGAAAGGGCCAAUACUCCAGUUAUAUACCUUUCAACAGAUGCAGCAGAAAGUGAAACUAGUUUGUUGCAAUCGAUGGUUGUGCUGAAUGGGAAGACAAUACCACUUGUGAAACGUCCUCCUCGUAAUUCAGCCGAAAAAUGGGAUGCCUUGUUAUAUAGGCAUGGGCUUGCGGAAGAUCCUCAGGUGGAAGCUAUGCUGGAUAAGACCAUCUGUGCUAUGUCGAGUGUGUUCAUUGGAGCCCCAGGUUCAACUUUCACAGGGGAUAUUUUGAGGCUCCGAAAAGACUGGGGAACUGCAUCUUUAUGUGAUGAGUACUUAUGCCAAGGUGAAGACCCAAACUUUACCGCAGGUGAGGAGUGAAGAACAUGCAGAAAUGGCAGGUUGCAAAUUCGCUUUAACUUGAAUUUUCUCAUGCUUCUUGCUCCCGGAGAUUGUCUAUUGCGGAGGAUGGUUGGUUUGCGGUUAUUGUAUUGUAGUGUAUUAUAAGAGCAUUAAAUUGAUUAUUAGUUUUGCAUCAUUCUUACACUGUGGUCGAGUAUGUUUUAUUUGAUCCAUUUUGGCGUUCAUGAACUUAGCCAAUAAACCUGAAUUGAUUUGUUGACUUUGUAAAUUGCAAUCAGUAGUUGGAGAAAAUACUUUUUGGAAGGAAGAGCCUGUGGCCUGCAUUUCUUCUUGCAAGGAAGAGACUGACUUGACUUUAUCAUUA